AUAAUAUUUUACGAUGCAAAAAAAAUAUAAAAUAAUUAAUUGGAGAUACUUUUUUAAUACUUAAUGUCUUUGAAACAAAUAAAUACAAUGAAGUUUGAAUAAUCCAGAACAUUAUAUGAUCCGAUUACUGACAAUUAGAAAAUUGUUAAUUGUUCGUAAAUUACUAGAACUACUACAAAAGAUUAAAAGUUCUAUUAAGAAUGUUAUUUUAAUACACGUAAUUGACUCAACAUUGAAACAUAACGUUCGUCAAUUUAAAAUAGAAAUAAAAUAUUAAUAUGUCAUCUCCGUUGAGAAAUCCUGAAAUUUUAAAUGAUAAUGAAUUGGAUCAACUUAUAAAAUUAUAUCAUUUAAAAUUGGAUAGGAAAUAUGGAUAUAAUGUUCCAUCAUUAACGCAACAAACAUCACAAUCAGGUGAAUUCGCUUUAUUUUAUGAUAUACUACAACGUAUUCCAGUAGAAAAUUUGAAUGAAAUGACAGAAUUAGAAAAUAAAUUACGAUCUGAUCCAUUAUAUAAAAAAGCACUGAUUAUUCUGUUUGAAAAUAGGAUUACGGGAGAAAUUAAAAUUUCUAAGUGCAUCUAUAAAAUCAUGUCUUCAAUUAUGAAACCUGAUCUUACAAAAUCUUACUCUGGAUUAGGUAAAAAACAUCGCAACAACGUCCGAAAGAGAGAUUUUAGUGCAACUCAAUGCUACAGGUGUUUAGAAUCUGCAUUAGUAAAAAAGUUCGAUGAUAGUGAACAAGUUUCGAAAAUAAAAUCUCUUGUAGGUAUCUGGCUUUCUCGUACUCCUCAAGAAAAGACAAGAUCAAGAUCAAAAAAUUACAACAAAAGAAAAUACGUGAGAAAAAGUACAUUAAAUAACCGUCAAGUUGGAAAUUCAUUGUAAUAUUAAUAAUAUAAAGUGUAUUAUAAA
Messenger RNA from Chelonus insularis, 914 nucleotides. RefSeq lists its product as uncharacterized. NCBI's taxonomy places the organism in Eukaryota, Metazoa, Arthropoda, Insecta, Hymenoptera, Braconidae. The transcript has 5 exons. The record is from RefSeq and is a predicted model, not a curated record. The coding region runs from base 279 to 887 and encodes 202 amino acids.